Messenger RNA from Synchiropus splendidus (mandarinfish), 5160 nucleotides. Its product is annotated as AT-rich interactive domain-containing protein 3B-like. Bases 221 to 2059 code for a protein of 612 amino acids. Gene Ontology annotation, molecular function: DNA binding. Gene Ontology annotation, biological process: regulation of transcription by RNA polymerase II. The transcript is spliced from 9 exons. Gene Ontology annotation, cellular component: nucleus. The record is from RefSeq and is a predicted model, not a curated record. Lineage: Eukaryota; Metazoa; Chordata; Actinopteri; Syngnathiformes; Callionymidae.
GGGACAUUUUUCAGUUGCUGCCCGGAUUUAUUAAAGAAAAAAAGCAACAAAAAGCAUCGGGGCAGAGAGAACGCUUGAUCGAAACGAGUGCAUAUAGUGCGUUGUUUUGCUGGCGGAGUGGUUCGAGUGUCCGGUCGGGGUGAAGAGUCUCUUCCGCCGUGCGUGUGUUUACAAGUGUUUGAAGCAGCAGCAGCAGCAGCAGCGGCAGCAGCGAGGAGGGAUGGUGGACAACUCAGGCAGCAGCAAGCCACAAAUGCCCAACAUGUCUCAGGAGCCUGGAGUGGCCUUUCCUCAGAGCACCUCUACCGGAGGAAUGAAGCUGGAGGCAGUGAUGGAGCAGCUCCAACGCCAGCAGCAGGCCAGAUUGGAAAUGGAGCGCAAAGAGAGGAAGCUGCGAGAGGCCCACAUCAUGUAUGCUCAGCAGGUUGCUGCUCAACAAGCCAUCCUGGCAGCGGCCCGAGCUUCUGGAGCCAGCUUCAUGGGCAAAGGCUUGGCCGGAGUCCCCAGUGGUGUCUUGCCUCCCCGCGUCUCCAAUCAAAGCAGCGUGGAUUCGGAAAGAGAAGACGACGAGGACCGAGGUCGGGAUUCGGGCGAUGACGACGACGAUGCUGAAAUGAUGGAUGGAGAUGAGCGCAGCGAUGAGGAGGAGGGCAGCGCCAGUGGUCUGGAGUUCCUCCGCAAGCAGACCCUGGCCUUGCAGCAGAGUGCCUCUCGCAUCCCACCACGACCGUUUGGCAGCUAUGCUGCCUCGGCGCCACAGAGGGCCGCCUCUCCUCCUAUCAGAGUAAAGCAGGAGCCAGAUGAAGGGCUGUCACCUGCAGGACCGAACUCCGCGGCGUCUCCCAACGGGCAGGCUGACUGGGGCUUCGAUGACCACUUUCGACAAAAUGGCAGUGCAGGAUGGGCAGAUGAAGCAGAUAGCAGCAGAGGAAGAGGGGAAGCAUCCAGAGACUUUGCUAAAUUGUACGAGCUCGACAGUGACCCCAAAAGAAAAGAAUUUUUGGACGAUCUUUUCACCUUCAUGCAAAAAAGAGGAACUCCAGUCAAUCGUAUCCCCAUCAUGGCCAAGCAGGUUCUGGAUCUGUACAUGUUGUACAAGCUGGUGACAGAUAAAGGAGGCCUGGUGGAAGUUAUCAACAAGAAGAUCUGGAGAGAAAUCACAAAGGGACUCAACCUGCCUACCUCCAUCACCAGUGCGGCUUUCACCCUGCGUACACAGUACAUGAAGUAUCUGUAUCCUUACGAGUGUGAGCGGAAAGGCCUGAGCUCCCCCGGCGAGCUGCAGGCCGCCAUCGACAGCAACAGGCGCGAGGGCCGUCGUCCCAGCUACAGCAGCAGCCUCUUCCGCUUCUCCCCGUCUCCCAGCACGGCCCCCCACAUCCUUUCCCCACCAAAGAUGCACCUUUCUGCUCUGGCGGCUGGUACCUCGGGGGCCCUCAACGGUCUGCAGGCCUCACCGGGACCUUCUCUGAAGAAAGGUGGGCUCCUUUACGUCAGCGAAGACCUCACCCCCUCCAUCAUGGCCGCCCGGCCCACCAUGGCCUUGGCUCUGGGUCAGCAGCAGGUGGCCGGUUUGGCACGAGCUGCCACGCUGGAGCAGCUGAGGGAGAAGCUGGAGACCGGCGGUGGAGAGGGACCCGAGCGGAAGAUGGCCCGCCUGGCCGAGGAGCAACAGCGUCUGAUGCAGCAGGCGUUCCAGCACAACCUGCUGGCCAUGGCCUCACAGAUGCCCAUGAACCUGCGGCUGGGAGCGCCUGCUGUCGCCGCCCGAGAAGAGAAGCAGCAGGACAUGUCUCUGAGCAUCUCGACUAAUGGCAACGCCAGCAUCACUGUCUCCGUGGAGGUCAACGGCACAAUGUACUCAGGAACCCUGUUCGCCCAGAAGUCUGGCGGCCCCGUGGCCCCAGCUGCUGCCGUCUCAGCUUCCCCUGCAGGGACCAGCACCAGCUUUGGCUUUUCUGCAGCGCCGGCUCAGACCCUCAGCCCUGCCUCCUCCUCCCCAUCCUCUUCCUCCAAGGGCCCCGGCUCAGCUGAGCCCGCUCCCAACGGCUCCCCGUAACCAGGGCCCGGCUCCCGUAACUGCUCCCCAGACCUCUCUUCCACCGGGGGGUCCAGCAUGAAUAUUCAGUAACAAACUGUUGCACAACAAAUACCUCAUCACCUGUCGACCUCUUGGCUGACCAAUCAUGAACACAGAGCCUGAGAAUGUUAGAAACGUGCCCGAACGUACAGCUAUGCAUUUACUCACCACACACACACACGCACACACACACACGCUGAUCCUCACUAACAUGCUAGACACAAUCAACUCAGCCAAAACCCACUGACAGGUGUAGUCACAACAGAACUUGAAAAGUUUUAUCUUAGGACUUUUUGUUUGUUUGUUGCCAUUUUGUUGUCUCUUUGAUUUUGUGUUUUAGAAUGAUUUUGUUUUUAGUUUCUCUUUUUACAUACCUCAAAUCAAGUAACCUGCAGUGGUGUCUUUACCUCAGGAGCUGUAGUAUAUUUAACCUGAAUCAACUUUAUUUUUGUAUAUUUUUUUUGACCUCGUUGCAAUCAGGGGAAGUCGGGUAUCUCACCUGUGGGGGGCGCUUGUGAGCACCCACAUCACGUUAAACACACCUGACCCGCGCGCCGCAGACUCUGGGUCGACUCGCUGUAGAUCAGCACGUUAAAAUACCUCAUUCCGUAGCUCCGGUCCGCUUGAGGUCGCGCUGCGGACAGAACUCGGCUCAGCUCAGCAUCCUCCGGUCCAAAAGAACAACCUGUCACGUCAUUCCCACUUCUGACCUCACGCCGGCUUCUCUGGACUCGGUUUUUCUCUCAGGAAGCAACGUGACACGCAAGGAAUCACUGUUCACGUCUAAAGAAGAAGAAAACCUCUGAAGAAUGCACAAGUCUACUCGACUGUUUCCACGAAUACCUCAUGGGACUCUCUCGGGAGGAGAGCCACACUACUUACCUCAAGGGGCUGCUGAGUCAGCAAGACUUGACGGCCCUGAACGCAAACUGACCCACAAACUGCUGCUGGUUUUAAGGGUGAAUCGGCCGGCUCUCGCCUUCUUGCCUCUGAUUGUCGCCCGUCUGUCUUGCGGUGCCGAGACGGCGGCCGUGUGAUUGUUUUUCAGGGAAGAGGAUUGUUGACAGAAACUCUGUCAAAACUGAUAUGCAUGUGUACAAUCAUCAUCAUCAUCAUCCUCGUUAGUUAUUGCACAGCUAGAUACCAAAAAGUAGUCUGAUACAAUCCCGGUCCGACCUGCUGUGGUCCGGCCGCGCCAGGAGGUGGCGCUGUUGACUUCACUGAAAAGGAAUCCGCGUGAGAAGAGAUCACAUUUAACAUUGAAACGCCAUGAAACAGUUGUCAGUAUUGAAGAGUUUCGAACGGUGCAUUCAGUGACUUGGUACACUCACAUCUUAUGACGCAUUCACUGACCUCGGAUGUCUUCAAGGAUGGCACCAAAAUGAGUCAAUCAAAAACGGCAUAACCUUGCCCUAGAACUAAGUGAAUUUUGGGGCGCGCAUUAGGACCGAACUGUUAGAUGGGAAGACGUCAAGCUGGAAUCAUGUAUUAUUGACUUAUUUAAGGUAUUUAUAAUUUUGCUGAAGCAGCCUUUGCUGUGCUCCUAAUAUAAUAACUUUUUGUCUGAAUCAGGAUCCUUUGUCAGCGGUGCGUUCGCUGACCAUUUUUGUUUUACACUUAGUGACUCUGAAGAUGCGUUAAAUAACAAUUUACCAGACCUUAAAUGCAUCACCGCGUCCCUGACAGGAGCGAGUCAAAGUCGUCCUGUAGCCUGUGAUCUCUUCUCAGGCCCGUGAAUGAAUCCCAACCCACCUCCUGACCACCCUUUAAAUGGAUAGUUCAGCAGCACAUGGAAGGACAGAGAGCUUUAUCUUGCGAGUAGCCUUGUUGCUUUUAUUUCCAUUAUGUGUCAGCGGUCACCUGGCAGUGCAGGAUGGAGACACAGAGUCUUCUGGGUUUUUUUUUUCCCCCGGUGAAGCGCCGUCAGAAUCAUGUGACACAUAACUGUAUUUUAUACACGGAAAUGUAGAUGCUGCCUUAAAGUAGUUGCUGGUGAGAUCCGGUCAGUGCGGCCGCGAACAAUGUCUGUCUCUCUUCAAGCUUAAUCCUCGAGGAGAAAAAUCACUGUUUUGUUUUUCAAUCAAUCUGAACGACGGACGCCGUCGCGUUUAUUUAUUCAUUAUUUUCUUUGUUUUUCUUCUGACUGAGCUUGUUUUCCAGAUGAAACCAGUCUCAGCGACUGAUGGUGCAGCUUCACUGCCAGAUCAGAUAUAGUGAUACUGCGAACGAUCCUGCAGGUGGCGCUGUUGUCAUCGAAAUGCAAUGUGUAAAUGAGAAGGGUGUGUAUUCAGAUUUGCCACGAUGUGCAAGUGACAUUAUUCCAACUCUUACAAACCUGCAACCAUUUGUGUGAGUGUGUGUGUGUGUGAGUGAGAGAGGGAGUGAGAGUGAGUGUGUGUCUGACCCCCAUCCACCCAACUUCACGCCGUGAUACCUCAGGGCAGUGGGCUGCGUCUCGGUGAUGCCCACCUGGAGGGACGAGCACUGACACACGCUGCGGUCACUUCUUAGAUUUUGGUGUUUUUGGAUUUUUCUUUCUCUCGUUGUCGUCAGUAACUGCAAGCAAAAAGUCUCGUCGCUCGGGAAGCUGUGAAGUUGGAGGCCGAAAACAGAAACCUUUUACUGUCUCGGAUGAUUUUUUUUUGGAGUUGAUUCAGUUUGAAAUUGUUUAAAAAAGAAAAAAGAAAAAAAAAAGAAGAAACCCGAUCUGUGUAACAACAGGCGCAUAUGCAAGUGGUUAUCGAAUACCUCAUUUAUCGAUUUAUGUUGUUUUGGCUUGUACAACGCUCCGUAUAUUAAUUCAACUGUGGGGUUUGUGCAUAUUUUUGUACUGUUGUUAUUAUUAUUGACAUGAUAAUAAUGAUAUUACUUUAUUAUAGUUUUCUCUUUGAUUAAAGCAAAUGAAAAAAUAGGGCAAAACACGAAUGCUUGUAAAAACUGGUUUGUGCUGAUUGUAUUUAAGCGGAGCACUUUCCCAAAGUGGUUUCACACAUUCAGUUUUGUUCAUAUUAGUAAUAUAAAGAUGGUUCUCAGGGCUUUAAACUUGUAUGUCAUGAUAAAGUUACUUUAUAUCUUAUUCC